AUGGAUAUAAGCCCGCACAUACAUUGCGACUAUCCUGUGUAUAGAGUCGCUGACGAGUUGCAGGUUCCAAGGCAUAUCCAGAAGCAGAGAGAAGAGGCUGCUGCUGGUGGCAGCCCGCAAACUCCCAAUGGCAUUUCCAGUUAUUACGAGAGGCCGGUGAUGGCCGAGAUGGAUGAAGAUGUUUGGUCGCAAUCAGAAGCGACGCCCGUCGUACAACAUUUCCCAGCCAGCAAAGGUGGUCUGCCUGCGGGUGAUUGGCAAGCUCUAAACCCUAGCACGACAUUCGAUCCACCUGUCAACCACAUGAUGAUCGACCCAUUACUCCUUGGUUCUAACGCUGCAUACCCAACAAUGCAUGCCGAGAUGCCUCGCGAAGAGCUCAUGUAUGCCAUGAAUGGUACGUACGAUGGACGGGCCCGGAGUACUUCGCACAACUCCCAGUCUGUGUACAUGUCUCGUUUAUCUCGCAUGCAUCUCAUCCCCGGCCCCAACGGAACACCGGUUUCGAUUCCCCCUGAGUACGCCAACAUGGCGUAUCCAAUGCAGUACCAACAAGCUGCAAGGCAAUCGUCGCCUCGUAGCUAUGGUUCCGUCGACACAGGAUCGCCGCAGUCAGGAGUCAGCGCGAACUCUUCGCAAAACGGCGCUGCCAUGGCCGCCUGCAGAUACCCAGUCUUGGGACCGCUGCUCCCCCACCUAGGACCAAUACUGAAUGUCACCACCGCAUGUGACCUGCUCGAAUUUUACUUCCAAAGUUCUUCAUCAGUAUUCAUGGAACCAGUUUCGCCGUACAUUCUCGGGUCCGUCUUUAGGAAGCGAAGUUUCCUCCGGCAACACAAACCGAGAAAAUGCAGUCCCGCUCUGCUCUCGAGCAUGCUCUGGGUCGCCGCCCAGACGAGUGAAGCGAGUUACCUCACUUCUUCGCCGUCAGCAAGAGCAAUCAUUAGCCAGAAAUUGUGGAAGUUGACUGUGGAUUUACUCAAGCCUCUCGUUCAUUCUCCAUCCUCGCACGGAUUCGCACCAGGACCCGGACUGACAUCUGCCGCACACGACGCUUUCGGAGUUGAUCGAGCAAUAGGACGCUACGAUGGAAGACCCGACGGAGCAAUGCCGCCUACCAGUACUUUAGAUGAUGUUGCCACAUACAUCAACCUUGGAGUAGUCACAUCCGCAAGCGAAUACAAGGCGGCUUCCCUGCGGUGGUGGAACGCGGCGUGGUCGUUGGCUCGAGAGCUCAAACUAGGCCGAGAACUGCCACAAGGACCUGUUAAGGAACGGGAGACGACUGCAACAGAUGGGGAAAUUGAGGUGGGCAUGUCGGAUGGCUCCAGUACACAAGCGCCUGUGGGCACACCAUCCGCGGCAGUUGUGGAAGAAAUGAAAGAGGAGAGGCGUCGACUGUGGUGGUUGCUGUACAUGGUUGAUCGGCACCUUGGACUUUGCUACAAUCGCCCGCUGGCCAUGCUUGAUAACGAGUGCGAGGAUUUGUUCCAGCCAGUUCCGGACACGCUCUGGCAAGCGGGCGAGUUCUACACGGGCCAUCCAGGACCGCGAAAACGGGGACUCAACUUCGAGUGCACAUCACACGACAUAUUCGGAUUCUUUCUGCCAUUAAUGACAAUCCUCGGAGAUAUCGUCGAUCUAAAUGCCCAGAAGAACCACCCAAGGUUCGGUCAGCGGACGUCCUGGGAACUUCACGAGGCAGAAAUCACCCGUCAAUUGGAACGGUACGCGUACAGCAUCGAAGAUUUCAAGGCACAACACGGCUGCGGCUCAAAUGAGGAAGCCCAAUCCAACAGCACACCCGACCCAGUCCGUAGCGAGUGGAUUCACCAGACCAGGAAAGUGGCAGCCUAUGCCACACACAUAAUGCAUGUGUUGCAUAUUCUGUUACACGGCAAAUGGGAUCCGGUGGCACUCCUAGAGGACGACAACAUGUGGAUAUGCUCGCAGUCCUUCCUUGCGGCAACAUCCAACGCGAUAUCAGCUGCGCAUGCAGUUGAGGUAAUACUAGACGUUGACCCGGAUCUGUCCUUUAUGCCCUACUUGUUCGGCAUGUAUCUUCUGCAAGGAAGUCUUAUCCUGCUUCUCUUAGCCGACAAGCUUUCGACCGAGACCAACGAGGGUGUCAUUCGGGCCUGCGAAACGAUUGUUCGGGCGCAUGAGGCUGCCGUAGUGACUCUCAAUACGGAAUAUCAGAGAAACUUCCGCAAAGUAAUGAUCUCGACAUUAGCGCAGAUCAAAGGCCAUGGGCACGCAAGAGAGAUGACGCCUGCGAAAAGGCGAGAAGUAUUAUCUUUAUAUCGCUGGACGAGUUUGGGGAACGGGUUGGCGAUAUAA
Molecule: messenger RNA, 2340 nt
Organism: Alternaria atra
Lineage: Eukaryota; Fungi; Ascomycota; Dothideomycetes; Pleosporales; Pleosporaceae
Exons: 4
Coding region: 1-2340 (779 amino acids)
Biological process (GO): DNA-templated transcription
Molecular function (GO): DNA binding; zinc ion binding
Source: RefSeq, a predicted model, not a curated record